UCUCCAAUCUUCUCGUUCAUUUGUCUGUCUUCUUGCAUUCCUUUCUCUGAGUUGCUUGAACUUUUGGCAUUUACGAGCUGAAGCUUCAACCAAAUUGUACAUUGUGUACCUGGGAGAGAAGCAGCAUGAAGAUCCAAAUGCUGUGGCUGCAACUCACCAUGACAUGCUUACUACUCUGCUUGGGAGCAAGGAGGAAGCUCUGAGUUCCAUUCGCUACAACUACAAGCAUGGGUUUUCAGGCUUUGCAGCAAUGCUCACAGAGUCUCAGGCAAAUGCCAUUGCAGAAUUGCCUGAUGUGCUAAGCAUUAGGCCAAACCGUGCCUAUAAAGUCCAUACUACUCGAAGCUGGGACUACCUUGGACUACACUACAACCAAUCAAAAGGAUUACUGCAUGACAGUAAACUUGGAGAGGAUGUCAUAAUAGGAGUUGUUGAUACUGGAAUAUGGCCGGAGUCUCUGAGCUUCAGUGACGCUGGUCUCGGACCAAUACCGACACGAUGGAAAGGCAUUUGCCAGACUGGAGUCGGCUUCAGUGCCAGCAAUUGUAGCCGAAAAAUCAUCGGAGCUCGUUGGUACAACAAUGAUUUAAAUUCAAAGGACCUCCAAGGUGAAUACUUAUCUGCCAGAGACUCCAACGGGCAUGGAACACACACAGCGUCCACAGCUGCUGGUGUUCUCGUUAAAAACGUGAGUGUGCAUGGACUGGCUGCUGGUGCAGCGCGUGGAGGAGCACCUCGAGCAAGGUUGGCAAUAUACAAAGCAUGCUGGGGAAGCAAUGGAAGUUGCUCUGAUGCUGCGGUGCUUAAAGCCAUAGACGAUGCGAUACAUGAUGGAGUUGACGUGCUAUCUUUAUCCAUUGGAGGAAAUGGGUACCCUGAGGCUUCUUUGAAUGCGGUGGCCAAAGGAGUUAGUCUUGUUUUUGCUGGUGGGAAUGAUGGCCCUGUCACACAUACUGUAGAAAAUGCUCUUCCGUGGGUGGUCACGGUGGCAGCUUCCACCAUUGAUCGCUCUUUUCCUACUCGCAUCACUCUCGGAAAUGAUCAAGUUCUGGUGGGCCAAGGAAUCAACUAUCUAACAGAGCAGGAAAUUUUUGUACGAUUGUUUGAUGGUCAAAGUUGCGAUGUUGAUUCGUUGAAUAACACUGAUGUUGCUGGAAGUAUUGUUAUAUGUCAUCCAAAUGAUGUUACUUCAUGGAAUCCAAGAUCCGAUCUAAUCACGUCCAUAGAAAAUGUCAUUACAGCAAAUGGCGUGGGAAUUAUAUAUGCACAAUACACCAACAAUCUUCUAUUUGUUGUUGAAGUGUGUAAUAAUGCUGGAGUUAUUUGUGCCAUAGUAGAUUUUGAGGUGGCCAACCAAAUUAUAAAAUAUCAUGAUAUUAUUAUUAGUACUAACAGCACUAGUCCAAUGGUCAAGGUGAGCCAAACCAAAGAUGUUGUAGGGCCAAGUGUCCUUUCACCCAAAAUUGCCUCAUUCUCAUCAAGAGGUCCUAGUGUGGAUUUCCCUGAAUUGCUCAAGCCUGAUAUUGCUGCACCUGGAGUUACAAUCUUGGCAGCAAAGGGAAGCGCUUACGGUUUUGAUACUGGAACCUCCAUGGCAUGCCCUCAUGUUUCUGGUAUUAUUGCCCUCCUUAAGUCACUCCACCCUUACUGGUCUCCUGCAGCCAUUAAAUCAGCAUUGGUUACAACUGCAUCAAUCACCAAUGAGCAUGGAUGGCCAAUAGAGGCAGAGGGAAUACCAAGAAAGCUUGCUGAUCCUUUUGACUUUGGUGGUGGGAAUGUCAACCCUAACAGGGCUGCUGAUCCAGGUCUCAUCUUUGAUAUUGACCCAAAAGACUAUCUCAAGUACUUCAAUUGCUCAAUUGGCAUUCAAGAUGCUUGUGAUUCAACAAAGCCUCUGUACUACUUGAACUUACCAUCCAUCUCCAUUCCCAACCUCAAGACAACAGUCACUAUUUCGAGAACAGUUACUAAUGUUGGUUCAACUGAUGCUGCAUAUGAAGCUGUCUUAGAGUCUCCUGUGGGUGUUAAGAUGGUUGUUGAGCCUCCAGUUUUGAUCUUCAAUGCCACCCACACGGUGCAAACUUUUAAAGUGGAAUUCACUGCCACUGUCAAGCUGCAAGGAGAUUAUACAUUUGGUAGCUUGACUUGGUAUGACAAAGAAGACCACAGAGUUAGGAUUCCAAUUGCUACUCGGAUAGUGAUCCAAGAUUUCUUUGCUGACGCCUCCUAGAAUGAUUCUGAGCAUUAGUUGCAUUUUUAUUUUUCAUUCUUAAUUAUUCUUUAUGUAAAAUUGCUUCUAAAGAUAGUUUUAAUGUGUAAUAAAUUUGGUUAAACAUUUUGCUUUCCGUUAAAUCAACACACAUAUGGUUGUCAUUUUA
This is a messenger RNA of Dioscorea cayenensis subsp. rotundata (Guinea yam), 2378 nucleotides long. RefSeq names its product subtilisin-like protease SBT3.3. Bases 164 to 2230 code for a protein of 688 amino acids. The transcript is spliced from 10 exons. Gene Ontology annotation, biological process: proteolysis. The record is from RefSeq and is a predicted model, not a curated record. Lineage: Eukaryota; Viridiplantae; Streptophyta; Magnoliopsida; Dioscoreales; Dioscoreaceae. Gene Ontology annotation, molecular function: serine-type endopeptidase activity.